This is a messenger RNA of Periconia digitata, 2535 nucleotides long. The record is from the annotation of a GenBank genome assembly. NCBI's taxonomy places the organism in Eukaryota, Fungi, Ascomycota, Dothideomycetes, Pleosporales, Periconiaceae.
AUGGAUAUUGACAUGCGCAGACUUGGCUAUCUGAUGCUCUAUGACGACUCGGAGCAACUAGAAGUGCGACAUGUAAUCCCCCUUGCCCACCACGACGUUGAAAUAUAUGCUGGCGGACAACCUAUUCCUGAAGGCGAGCUUUGGAUAAAGCGAAACUGUAUUAAACUCAACCCACGACCCUCUUUGAUCAAAAAUGGCGAAGCCAAACCAUUCUUUUUCUUUUCCGACAACUGCUCAGAGAAGGAGGAUUUCUAUCACGCCAUACUGCAGAGUCAAGAGUGGAAAGCAGAAAUAGGGCCCAAUGCUCCGCUGCCACAGAAGUUCGAUACACCCGAUCUAGUCAAGCUUGUUCAGCAGCUUCAUGCGACCGAGGAGAAUCUACACACUCGUUGGAUAAAUGCAUUAAUAGGCAGGCUCUUCCUUGCCGUCUACAAGACCCAGGACGUGGACCGUAUGAUCUGGACCAAAAUCUCCAAGAAGAUCGCACGCGUACCCAAGCCCGCCCUGAUUUCUGGCAUCAACGUGCAGAGGAUUGAUAUGGGGCAUCUACCACCAUUCAUCACUAAUCCAAAACUUAGAGAGCUCACUGUCGAUGGUGACACAAUCAUCGAAGCAGAUAUAAGCUACAAAGGCAGUUUCCGUCUCGAUAUAUCAGCGCUUGCACGCAUUGAUCUUGGAACCCGGUUGAAGGCUCGCGAAGUAACAUUCGUGCUAGCUACGAUUCUUCGAAAACUCGAAGGACAUAUUCUGAUACGGAUAAAACCACCCCCUAGUAAUCGUUUGUGGGUGACGUUUGAAACGGCCCCGAAAAUGACAUUUUCCUUGGAACCAAUCGUGAGUUCACGACAGAUCACCUACGGAGUCAUACUCCGAGCUAUCGAAAGCCGCAUCCGUGAAGUAGUCAACGAAACACUUGUUUUUCCCAACUGGGACGAUAUCCCUUUCACUUCCACUGAAUCCCAGUCGUUUAGGGGUGGCGUAUGGGAGCAGUCCAAAACCGCCGACGCCAACUCAACUGUUGACAUAAAUCUUGACGCGAGUGGAGAGGCAACAGAAGUCGCGGAUCUUCACUCUGCCACCCAAGAUGCUGAGCGCAGCGAUGCAUCAUCGAUAGAUACGACGAAAAGUGCUCCUGUGCCUUCGGUCUCGGAUACAUUGCACUCUCGGAGAUCAAGAACAUCCACUUCCACUUCAACACAUGAAGAUAUUUCCACAUCCUCGUCCGUCGACCAACGACCACGCCCGAAGCCAAGGGCCAUGCGAUCGAGCUCAUUUGCUACAAUAGCAAGUCCAGUCAUCAGCGAAAACUCAGCUAUACCUCGAAACGAGGGACGUCCACCUCAAGACGACGCUGCGGAGUCCAUGAAGACAACAAUAUCCAAGUCACCCCCUCUAGACCAUGAUUCUAUGUCUUUCAGUCCCACCGAACAGACCGAGCCAACCUCUCACAGCUCUACUACCACCCCUUCUCCCGAACUCGUAGCAAUGAAUGCCAAAGUUCGUGGUAUGGAAACUUCAUCGGGCUUCGAUCCGACUGGCGAAGGGCUCAAAACGUCAGAGAUAGACCAAGUAUCCACACGAUCAGACACCUCGAUAACGUUUGAAGAUAUUAUUCCUUCAUCGCCAAGUGGAAGUCAAAAGGCCCCAAGCAGACAAUCUACAAUCAACCCCUCCCUAGUCUCGGCCACAGCCGCCGCCGCCAAGAAGUGGAUAUCGGCCAGGCAGGCAGGAAAUACACCUCGGUCCACCCCCGCAGAUACAAUCAACAAAUCACCAAAGCAGGCCGAUGAUUUGAUAACUACGUCAAAUCUAAACGACGAUUCCCAGACUCAGAGCACAAUCUCGCAAACGGAUCUCAAUACUUCCCCAUUGCCUCCUCUCGACUCUCCUCGUUCGGAGCCGUUUGGCAGGGGCAUGCCACUCCCUCCUCCGGGGACCCCGCUCCCACCACCACCGAAACCCGAGAGACGGACCUGGAACGUGCCAGUGGCAUCCGCCAUUGCGAACUUUGGUCGCCGCAAGCCAGUAGCCACGACUCCCACCAAGUCACCCUCUACAGCACCUGACAGCAUGUCCAUCGGUAACAACCAGUCUGAUCAUGGCUCCCUAUCUCCCAACCCUCUCGCAUCCAACGGUGGCGGCAGCCAGCAUGCCAAAACUGAUAAAUCGUCCAUUUCGAUACCGGGAGUAUCCGGUAGCAGUCCCCUCCCCUCUUCUCCCAGUCCCCCAAAACCAUCGCAUCAGCCGCAAAUCCUAUCCAGGAAGCCUUCCGAUUCACCCCCACCUCCACCGUUACCCGCAAGGCGUCGUCAACGCCUCUCCUCGGUGGCUACCAUAGAUUCCAAGUUUGGCUCGCCUGUUGAUACCGAGCUACUUGUUGUUGCGGCACCUAUCCACGAUAGCAGUGCGCCUCCUAGUCCGGCUGUGGGCGGUACUUUUACCGACGUGGAAAAUGUGGAUCGAAAAGGUGAAGAAGCCGGGCAACGGGAAGGAGAUGUCUCAACACCUUCGUCGGCGGAGCCGACACCAGGGUGA